Manis pentadactyla (Chinese pangolin) is the source of this 11518-nucleotide messenger RNA. It is a transcript of the gene TULP4, whose product is annotated as TUB like protein 4. Lineage: Eukaryota; Metazoa; Chordata; Mammalia; Pholidota; Manidae. Gene Ontology annotation, molecular function: protein binding. Bases 2192 to 6811 code for a protein of 1539 amino acids. The record is from RefSeq and is a predicted model, not a curated record. The transcript is spliced from 16 exons.
CGGCGGCGGCGACGGCGGCGGCGCGGGGCUGCUGGAGGCGGAGGCGGAGCGGCGCGGAGGAGCGCGGGCCGCCGCCACGGCGCCCGGAGCAUUCUGUGUUUUGCAAAGAACUGUGGACUCCUUGGCUGACAAAUCUCAUGGAAAUGGAAUCUCCUUGGCUGUCCUUCAUCUACAUUCAAGUGGUUUGUAAGACUCCAGGGCCUUCAAGUCGUGAUUAUGAGAUGGUUCCUGAAAUGAUUGGGAAAACAGACAUUUUGCAUGACAGUUGAAGAUUGUAUGUCUGUGCAUAUUUACAAUUUUUAUAUACAUACACGUUUACAUGAGAAGACGGGCUCAUUCUUGGCACACUUGAAGAGUUUCACAACUGAUGAAAAUUAACUUAAGAAUCAGAUGGAGCAACUUGACACCGCUGGGCUCAGGAGCCCAGGGAGAAAAAUACAUCACUAAUGGCCAGUUUUCCAUAUGGUCUUCACGGGUAAAGAAAGUUUGCAAAAAGAAGAAAAAAAAAACUUGCACAGAUCAAGCCUCAAAAAUACCUCUCUGGUUUAAAGCAGGAACUAAGUGAGAAGGUGGCUGAGGGAGAAGUGUGAUUUCAGGCAUUGCUGGGGGUCAUGCAGUGACUUUUGCACUUUAUUUUUCAGUGGGUUUGGUGAUUUGAACAGACAUUAAAAUUCUGGACUGAAAAGUAGCUCUUCCUGUAUGGUUAUGACUGGAGGAAAAGCAAGUUCAGGUGUGAUGGGACAAGUUUGAACAAUGAACUGAUUCCUUUGCCUUUUUCAGUUAACUGUAUUCAAGAAAUUUUAAUUUAUUAUAUCCCCUUUCCUUUCCUGUAUUUCUAUAGGAUAAUAUCUUAAAGUAGCAAUUGAAACCAAUAAUUAAUGAAGUAAGGAUCAAGGAACAUCCAAGCAAAGCUUUUUCCUUGUACUAUACAUGUGACAUUUAGAAACAGUCUGUGAAUGUGAACAGGAAAGUGUUCAUCAGCAAAACAGGAUAACUUUUUAGGGAAACACUGGGGAAGAACCCUGCUCUUGCCUGUGUUUUUGUUUUAAGGGGUUCUCUUCCCUGUUGAGUUCAAGAAGACCUGCAUAUAAUAGGAGGAUUACUUAAUGGACUUAAUUCUGAGAUUGUUUUUUUUUCCUUCAAGAUGCAAGAUGGAAAAAUAUGUGAUCUUUAGGAGCAGAAAAAGGAGAGGUGACUAGGGUAGGGUGGAAGGAGACGUGGCAAGAGACGGAAUCCUGCAAGAAGGUUCCAUUUUGGUCAGCAUGGCGAUUUAGUAUUCACCAGAGCAAAUGCUUAGCCCACUUUAAGAGCUUUGGAAUGUUCUGGCUCUGCUGAGUGGAGGGGCUUUCCCUGUGUCUCUAUGGCACUGAGCAGUGUGCUGGCUUGCAGAGGGACAGUCAGAUGGAGCCCAGCUCUCCCUGGGGACACAGCGACCUGCCGGCAAACUGGGCUGGGCUCUGAGGUAGAAAGUGUCUGGUUCUGAACGGUGGAGAAAGAGUCUUUUUUUUCUUCCUAAACUUGGACUGUUGUCUGCACAAACUCUGGUCUGUUUUGCACAGUUUGUGUGCCUUUUUUUCCAUUUAUGCAAUCUUUUUCAGCUUUAGCAGCAGAAAUUUGUCUAGUUGAGAAAACAUGCCAGAGGGUGGUUUCAGAAGGAAGAUGAUCCCAUGGGCUCUGUUUCUGCAUCUGAACUUUUGAAGAGAAAACUCCAGCUCGAGGGAUUCUUAAAGCCUUAAGUUACUUGAAAUCUAUGUAUUUGCAACCCUUUGUCUCUGGAAUCAUAUUACACUAAACUGGAAUCUCAGGCUGAAUGAGAAUAACCAAGUUGAGUUAAAAGAAGAAAACUCAGUUUCUUGAUCACCACAUAUUAACAAUGCUCUUUCUCCAAAGGGUCAGCCUGCUCUUCCUCUGAAGACUUGAAAAUAAAAAUGGACCCCAUGUUUUUUUUAAGCAUUAUCUUUUCUUAGCAGACUAACAUCAUCUUUUAUAGAGGAAUUUUUUCACUAUGCAUUCGGUGGAUCUUUAUAAAAUUCUGACCUUCUGAUUAGGUCCAGCUCAGUCUUGAUUAAAAGGGGUCAGGGAAAACAAGGCAAGCCAAUCACAAAAAUUAGAUCAGUCAAUGAAAGGAAUCGGUUUACAUUUUUCAGCAUUCAGCAUUACUUUUUAAGUAAACAGUUCAUUGAGAAAAAGUAUGUAUGCAGCGGUGGAACAUGGGCCUGUCCUUUGCAGCGACUCCAACAUCCUCUGCCUGUCCUGGAAGGGACGUGUUCCCAAGAGUGAGAAGGAGAAGCCGGUGUGCAGGCGACGCUACUACGAAGAGGGCUGGCUGGCCACGGGCAACGGCCGGGGUGUCGUAGGUGUCACUUUCACCUCCAGCCAUUGCCGCCGGGACAGGAACACUCCCCAGAGAAUAAACUUCAAUCUGCGGGGCCACAACAGCGAGGUUGUGCUGGUGAGGUGGAAUGAGCCAUACCAGAAGCUGGCCACAUGCGACGCAGACGGAGGGAUAUUUGUAUGGAUUCAGUAUGAAGGGAGGUGGUCUGUGGAACUGGUCAACGACCGUGGGGCUCAGGUGAGUGAUUUCACAUGGAGCCACGAUGGAACACAAGCGCUUAUUUCAUAUCGAGAUGGGUUUGUCCUGGUUGGCUCUGUCAGUGGGCAGAGACAUUGGUCAUCUGAGAUCAACUUGGAAAGUCAGAUCACAUGUGGCAUAUGGACUCCCGAUGACCAACAGGUGCUGUUUGGCACGGCUGAUGGGCAGGUGAUCGUCAUGGACUGCCACGGCCGGAUGCUGGCCCAUGUUCUCCUGCACGAGUCCGACGGCAUCCUCAGCAUGUCCUGGAACUACCCUGCCUUCCUGGUGGAGGACAGCAGCGAGAGCGACACCGACUCGGAUGACUACUCCCCACCCCAAGAUGGUCCAGCAGCAUAUCCCAUCCCGGUGCAGAACAUCAAGCCGCUACUGACCGUCAGCUUCACCUCGGGGGACAUCAGCUUAAUGAACAACUAUGAUGACUUGUCUCCUACCGUCAUCCGCUCAGGGCUGAAAGAGGUGGUGGCUCAGUGGUGCACACAGGGAGACCUCCUGGCAGUUGCUGGUAUGGAACGGCAGACCCAGCUCAGUGACCUUCCCAACGGCCCUCUUCUGAAGAGUGCCAUGGUCAAGUUCUACAAUGUUCGAGGGGAGCACAUCUUCACACUGGACACACUUGUGCAACGCCCUAUCAUCUCCAUCUGCUGGGGACACCGGGACUCGCGGCUGCUGAUGGCCUCAGGACCCGCCCUGUACGUGGUCCGCGUGGAGCACCGGGUGUCCAGCCUGCAGCUGCUCUGCCAGCAGGCCAUUGCCAGCGCCCUGCGAGAAGACAAGGACGUCAGCAAGCUGACGCUGCCCCCACGCCUUUGCUCCUACCUCUCCACUGCCUUCAUCCCCACCAUCAAGCCCCCAAUUCCAGACCCCAACAACAUGCGAGAUUUUGUCAGCUACCCGUCAGCGGGCAACGAGCGUCUGCACUGCACCAUGAAGCGCACAGAGGACGACCCGGAGGUGGGCGGCCCUUGCUACACACUCUACCUGGAGUACCUGGGCGGGCUCGUGCCCAUCCUCAAGGGGCGGCGCAUCAGCAAGCUGCGGCCCGAGUUUGUCAUCAUGGAUCCCCGGACAGAUAGCAAAUCAGAUGAAAUCUAUGGAAACAGCUUGAUUUCUACCAUGAUUGACAGCUGCAACUGCUCAGAUUCCAGUGACAUCGAACUGAGUGACGACUGGGCUGCCAAGAAAUCUCCCAAAAUCUCCCGAGCUAGCAAAUCACCCAAACUCCCAAGAAUCAACAUUGAGGCUCGGAAGUCUCCCAAGCUGUCCCGGGCCGCGCAGGAGAUAUCCAGGUCUCCUCGGUUGCCGAUGCGCAAGCCCUCCAUUGGCUCGCCCAGCCUGACGCGAAGAGAGUUUCCCUUUGAAGACAUCACUCAGCACAACUAUCUUGCUCAGGUCACGUCUAAUAUCUGGGGAACCAAAUUUAAGAUUGUGGGCUUGGCUGCUUUCCUGCCAACCAACCUUGGUGCAGUAAUCUAUAAAACCAGCCUCCUGCAUCUCCAGCCGCGGCAGAUGACCAUCUAUCUCCCAGAGGUUCGGAAGAUUUCCAUGGACUAUGUGAAUUUACCUGUCUUCAACCCAAAUGUUUUCAGUGAAGAUGAAGAUGAUUUACCAGUGACGGGAGCCUCUGGUGUACCUGAGAACAACCCCCCUUGUACCGUGAACAUCCCCAUCGCACCCAUCCACAGCUCUGCUCAAGCUAUGUCCCCCACGCAGAGCAUAGGACUGGUGCAGUCUCUGCUGGCCAAUCAGAACGUGCAGCUGGAUGUCCUGACUAAUCAGACGACGGCAGUGGGGACAGCUGAGCACGCAAGUGACAAUGCCACCCAGUACCCAAUCUCCAACCGCUACUCCAGCCCUGGACAGGUGAUCUUCGGGGGUGUGGAGAUGGGCCGCAUCAUCCCGACACCCCCGCAGUUGUCCCUGCCACCGCCCUCACAGGGGGCCAUCCAGCUGUCGGUGGUGGACCAUGGAGACCGGGACCACGACCAUCUGCAGAAAUCAGCCAAGGCCCUGCGGCCAGUGCCGCAGCUGGCUGCCGAGGGGGACGCCGUGGUGUUCAGUGCCCCUCAGGAGGUCCAGGUGGCAAAGAUGAACCCCCCACCGCCCUACCCAGGAACCAUCCCUGCCGCCCCCACCACCGCGGCACCCCCACCCCCGCUGCCUCCCCCACAACCCCCAGUGGAUGUGUGCCUGAAGAAGGGCGACUUCUCACUGUACCCCACGGCGGCGCACUUCCAGACACCCCUGGGCUACGAGAGGAUCACCACCUUCGACAGCAGCGGCAACGUGGAGGAGGUGUGCCGGCCCCGGACCCGGAUGCUCUGCGCCCAGAACACCUACACCCUCCCCGGCCCCGGCAGCUCAGCCACCCUGAGGCUCACUGCCACUGAGAAGAAGGUCCCCCAGCCCUGCACCAGUGCGACCCUGAACCGCCUGACCAUCCCGCGCUACUCCAUCCCCACGGGGGACCCUCCCCCAUACCCCGACAUCGCAGGCCCUCUGGCCUCCUGCCGGGGCACAGCGCAGAGGCCCGACAGCCUCAUCCACGCCACGCUGCGCAGGAACAACCGCGAGGUGGCACUCAAGGCAGCGCAGCUGGCCGAGUCCCCGCGCACCCUGCCGCAGCACCCGGCCAAGCCGAAGGGCGCGGCACCGUUCCCCGCGCGGCCCCCGACCGCGCUGUACACCUGCAGCCAGUGUAGCGGCGGCGCAGCGGGCCGGCAGGAGCCGGGUGCGGGGGGCGCGCAAGCCAGCGCCUCCCCGCUGGCCUCCCAGUCGUCCUACAGCCUCCUGAGCCCGCCCGACGGCGCUCGCGAGCGCGCCGACUACGUCAACUCGGCCUUCACCGAGGACGAGGCGCUGGCCCAGCACUGCCAGGUGGAGAAGCCCCUGAGGCACCCUGCGCUUGGCGAAGCUGCUGUGCCUGCGAAACGGCUACCCCCGUACCAGUGGGACCCUGUGCUCGGGGAGGACGUCUGGGUUCCUCAGGAAAGGACAGCACAGCCUGCAGUGCCCAACCCCCUGAAACUGCCCACUCUGAUGGUCGGGCAGAGCCAGCAGCACCUGGAUGUGUCCCGAGUGCCCUUCGUCUCCCCCAAACCUCCCUCCAGCCCUACUGCCACUUUCCAAACAGGCUAUGGGAUGGGAGUGCCCUACCCUGGAUCCAGCUAUAACACCCCCCCUUUGCCGGGAGUGCAGGCUCCCUGCACCCCAAAGGACGCCCUGUCCCCAACACAGUUUGCACAACAGGAGUCCGCCGUGGUUCUUCAGCCGGCCUACCCGCCCAGCCUCUCCUACUGUACCUUGCCCCCCAUGUACCCAGGAAGCAGCACCUGCUCGAGUUUACAGCUGCCACCUAUCGCCUUGCACCCCUGGAAUUCCUACAGCGCGUGCCCGCCCGUGCAGAACCCCCAGAGCACUCUCCCUGCCAAGGCACACUUGGUGGUGGAGAAGCCCCUCGUGUCCCCGCCGCCCACCGACCUGCAAAGCCACCUGGGUACAGAGGUGAUGGUAGAGACUGCAGACAACUUCCAGGAAGUCCUCUCCCUGACGGAAAGCCCAGUCCCCCAGCGGACAGAGAAAUUCGGGAAGAAGAACCGGAAGCGCCUGGACAGCAGAGCGGAGGAAGGGAAUGUUCAGGCCAUCACUGAGGGCAAAGUGAAGAAAGAGGCUCGGACUCUGAGUGACUUCAAUUCCCUGAUCUCCAGCCCCCGCCUGGGGAGAGAGAAGAAGAAAGUGAAGAGUCAGAAAGACCAGCUCAAGUCCAAGAAGCUGAGUAAGACGAGUGAGUUCCAGGACAGCUCGGAGAGCGAGCCAGAACUGUUCAUCAGCGGGGACGAGCUGAUGAAUCAGAGCCAGGGCAGCAAGAAGGGCUGGAAGAGCAAGAGGAACCUGCGCACCGCCAGUGAGCUGGAGGAGUUCAAGUGCCGGAAAGCCAGCGAGAAGGAGGACGGACGGCUGGGCAGCCAAGGCUUCGUGUAUGUCAUGGCCAACAAGCAGCCGCUGUGGAAUGAGGCCACGCAGGUGUACCAGCUGGACUUUGGGGGGCGGGUGACCCAGGAGUCGGCAAAGAACUUCCAGAUCGAGCUGGAGGGGCGGCAGGUGAUGCAGUUUGGAAGGAUCGAUGGCAAUGCGUACAUUCUGGACUUCCAGUACCCCUUCUCAGCUGUGCAGGCCUUCGCAGUCGCCCUGGCCAAUGUGACUCAGCGCCUGAAAUGAAGAGGCCAGAUGGGGAGGAGAAAGAGAGGCAAAGGAGCCCUUUCCAAGAGGUCUGAUUGGAGAUACCAGGGGAGCCCUCACGGGCUCCGGUGCCUGGAGAUCAGAAGACAAGAGCCAAACUGGGAAAGUCUGUCCGGCCCAGGAGAGGGCAUUGAUCUGUAAUCCUUGUCAUUCAUUUGGACUUUUAUUAUCCUUUAUUGUCUUUCUUUCUUCUUUCUUUGUAAACAAAAACAAAAUGCAGGAGAGUGGUAUUUGGGAGGUAAGGGUGCAAGGCACCUGGUGUUCUAGGAAGUGUGAUCGAUAACGUCCGUCUGGGCUUGCAGUGUCUGCUACUGGGUCAAGGGGCCCUUCAGAAGGAAGAUGGACCGACUGCCUCAUGGCCCGCAGUUCUUUCAUACCAGGGAGUAGGUGUUAUUUUCAUUCUACACAACAUCCAACUUUUAUUACUCCUCCAAUAUCACCACUAGUGUAAAAAACUUCUUUAAAAGACAACCAAAAAUCCUGAAGGUACAGGUUCUCUUGGGGAGGAAAAUGUUUAAUUCAUACAUACUAUGUUACUCUCCCAAAGGUGACUUGAUUAAUGAAGGGUAUUUUGGCAAAUGCACUGUGUUUGACUAAUAAAAGUAGGCUUUUGAUGGGGGUGCUAUUACCAUGUGUGAAGACGCCCUGCUCCCGUUGAAGUCGGGGAGGGCUGCUGGGGAGGAGGCCCUCCUGCACAUGUGCUUGCGGGGGUCGUGCAGUAUGACUUGAAAUAGUCCAAGGGCUAUGCUCCUCUGCAGGGGGAUGUUUACAUUGAAGAAUCCACUAGUUUUGUAACAUGUCCAAAUUCCAUAGGUUCAGUGUGACUGCCUUCAGGAGAAGGUACAAGCCAAGAGUGGGACGACCCCAGAGUGUGGUGGGUGGCGCGUUUCUCACCCAGUGCAGUGGUAAGUCACUGGAUACCCACCCACUUGCUGAGAAGCAGCCUUUAUUCCCUCCCCCCUUCUAUUGUUUAAUCUGGGAAAUGUUGAUAGUGGACAUUAUCUUUCCCGUUAGAUGCCAGUGUUCUACACUUUCUCUUCCCAAUGCUGAUGAUACCAAUUUGAAAACACUCCUUUCCUCUUCUCGGCUACAUCAAAAUUCAGUUGAUUAGAGAUGUUUUCCAAUAGAUUAGAAAUGUAACCCAAAAUUUUUAAACAUUUGCCAGGGUAUUCAAAGAGAGUUAUCAUCCUACAUAAUUCUUUGACAAAAGCCCCACAGUCUUCUCUAGGAAAAAAAGUUGUUUAUUAAUUGUAUAGACUGUUUACUGAGGAGAUAAGCCACUGGGAAAACAUUAUUUAAAUUGUAGUACUUACGGUAGUUGGUUGACUACUCUAUAUAAAUUGCAGGAAAAAAAAAAGCCACUAAGAGGAUCUUUUCCCACCUCCCCUCGUGCGGUGCCACCUUGUCGGGCAGUAUGCAGUCCUGGUGACCAGACCCAGCUCGUUUCUUUCUUUCUUUCUUUCUUUCUUUCUUUAUAUCUCUGAUGUUGCUUAGGGCAGGAGCACAAUAACUGGCUACUGGCUUAGGGUCCAAAAUUCGGAUUUUGUUUGAGAACAGACAAGUGGAAGAUAAUUGCAGAAAAGUAUUUUCAAAAUAUGUAUUUUUAAAAUUUCCUGUUUGGGUUUAAAAAUUAGAAAAGAAUCUGGCCCCUUCCUUUGCCAGAGCAAGACGAUGUCACUCACCAUUCUUUCUAGACCCCAAAGAAACACAGUGUUUUUAAAUAUGAUGAAAGACAUCUCCCAAACCAGAGUUUCCCAUUUUAUAUUUUAAAAUAUUGAACCUGAUUCUUUGGUGGGUAAAUUCUUCCAGAAAGAAUUUAGCAAUGCAUUCAGAUUUAUGUAAGUCUUUUAUAUGAGUUUCUGUAGCUUGAUGUGAUGUUUCCAUGCUUACUUUUAGUUGUGCAAUAAUGGUUAUGGCCUAUUUCUAAAAUAAUUUAAAUGCAAUUCCUUUGUUUUAUUGUCCAAGAGGUAAUUAUUUAUCUUGCUUUAAUACUAUUCUUAGGAAUUAUUUUGUUACUAUGUGCUGGUGAGUUAUGCCCAUUUUAUUAUUUAUUUAGAAAAAUAGUAUGUUUGUAACGACUUAUUUGGUAGCAGUAUGUUUUGCCGCAAGAAAUAAAGAGAAUAUGACAGGAGGUUUUUUUGCUGGACAAUUUGUAACUUUUUCUGAUUGGGAAAAAAAUUCCUAGUAAUCCUUUAAAAAUAAUUCUUUUUUUGCAUUUUGUGGUAUUGAUUAUAUACAAAGAAGAAGAUUUGAGAUAGCAUAUCCUAAAAUAAUAUUACCCCUUUUGAAAAUUUUAUUUUUAAUCAAAAAUAAAAGGUGAUAUGAAAUGAAGAGGGCAGGCUUAUUAGGAGAGGAGCCAAGCAAGGGAUUACUAGUAAUCAGCUUCAGUUGUUACAGUUCUGAUUGGUUUUUGAGAUAUAAAGACCGUAAAAGGGUACAUUUUAGAAUUUUUUAGAGUAAGAAUAAAUAUAGGUGGAAAUAGUUGGAAUAAAAACUACAAAUAAAUGUGUGAAGAAAAAGUGAGUAUUUGAAACAAAUCAUCAACUAGCUAAAUUUAGCUCACUCCCCCAAAGGCCUUUUCUCCUGUGGAGGGAGACAAACGCUGCAGUCUCGGCUGUUUUACAUUCUGGGGCGUGGCCUCUGAGGGAGCUGCCCUGCCCGCCUCCACUCAUCCCGCCCACAGGAGGGCUGGGGGCGGGGCCCCUCGGCCCAGGGCUCUUCUGCAGAAGUCGGCGGGAGUUGUAAUGAGGUCUUUUAAGUUAAUGGUGAUGGUUUUACUUAUUCUAAAAAUUGUUUUCAUUCAGUCAGUCCCAAUCUAUUAAACGCUAAUAAAGUCAGCAGAAUUCUUUAAACAGCAGAAUUCUAGGUACUUCAUGUUUAUUAAUAGCAAUUUAUGAGUAUUAAGAUACCUUAUUGUAUCUCUAAACUUAAAAACAUUAGUCCACUAGUCAACUAAUUAAAGAAUCCAUGCUUUUUUGAGGGAAGUGGUAUAUUAAUGAGGCAUAAACCCAAUUUUAAAUUUGUUUUAACUCUAACCUCAUCAAACCAAAGGCAUAGAUUGGUGUACAGUAUACCCAUUGAAUGUAUGUCCAAAGAAAAAUUGGUACCAAGGAAGCAAGAAAAUGUCAAAGCUCUUAAUGACAGUAGAAGUCAAGAUUUUGCAGAUUAGUACUUUAUCCAAACACAUACGUCCAUGAUGUCAUAGCAGAAAGUCAGGGGGACCCAGGUUCAAGCCUGCUCUUCCAAAGAGUUGGAGGAGGUCCUUGGGCCUAUUCUUACCCAUCUAUAAAAUGAAAGAGGUGGCCUGGUUAAUCAUCUAAACUCCUGUCCCACUCUAGCAGCCUGAGGGCUCAAAAUGUGACAGCUUCUUCAUUCCAUAUUACAAACUUGGAAGGUAUGUUUCAAGAUACUACCUUUUUGUAAAGAAGUAUUUUCCUAUGGUAAUGAGCUAUCAUCUACUGAAUGUAAACCAGUGCAUUUAAAAUCGUAUCUUUAGCAGGUUCACCUUUAGAAGCAAAUGCAUUUGGAAUCAUCUUUGUUUUUAUUAAAUUACACAAAAGCACCAUUUCCAGGUAAGACAGAAGGGCUUCCCCAGGCGCGUGCCCUGCUCGGUGGACACCCUUGAGAACAGCCCUAAAAUAAGUCACCACUUACCCCAAAGACUGUAGAGUGGGUUGAAAAAAGAACAAAGGAAUAUCUGCCUAGAUUGGCUUGAAUUUUGGGGUGUGCUCUGCAGUGUCACACCUUCAAGUUCAAAAGAUUUCUUGAAAAGGAACCCCUUUGUGUCCCUGCGGGGGCAAUCUAUCUCUUGGCCAAGUCAGUGGUUAUGAACAAAGUUGAGACAAAAUGUGUCAAAAACGUUGAGUUCCUGGGAUUUGGUAACAGCACACAACUCAAAACUCUUCACCAUUUGUAUUAUCCACGGCUGAUAAAAUUCUGAAGGGUUGUGGCUUAUUUUGUUUUUGUUUCUUUGGCUUCGUGCAAUUUUAUUGUAACUUUACUUGUACCUAUAUUUUCUGUUUACAAGUUCUUUUAAAGGGGAGGGGAGGGUUCUAAGAUCUUGUUGUUUAUUGUAGAUAAUUUUUUUUCAUGUUGUAGAAAAGCAUGGGUUAUGCGUUUGACUGAAAAAGGCACUGUAUUAUUUACCAAAGGGGUAUUGUUUUUGCAUUUGUUUAUAAAUGCAUUAUUUUGGUACUGUAAAUUUGGACAUAAUUUCUGAGUUUAUUACUACUGGCAUUUUCUUUUUUUCUUUUUCUUUUUUAAUUGGAAGUGCACAAUGCAGGUGCACAGGUCCCAGACCAAACCAGACCACCAGCAUGUUCUUGUCCAAACCUUGGGAAUGGCGCGCGCCACUCUGCACGCCUCAGUCUCUCUAAUGUUGGUUUGUUUGUUUUUCAACUCAGCAUCCAACUAUGUGUUACUUUCCAAGCAAGAUCUGUUCAGAUUCCCAGUUGCAUUCUAACGAGCUCACCCUUAUUUGCCUCUCUUCUUCUGUAUUUUGUGUAUUAGAUUGUGCAGGAGGUAUUCUAGAAGGCAUUAAUGGUUUGCAUUCAAAAUGAUGUGGUUUGUCUAAAUUAUUUUCUGUCUUUAUUAUUGAGAAGGAUUAAGCUCCUUAUUUUUUUCUUGAUGAUUUCAAGUUGUAAGAGUUGUCCAGCUAUUGCUUAAUAAAAUUUUGCAGAUCAAAAA